AUGUCUUCAGCUCAAGAUCCAUUUUACAUUGUAAAAGACGAGAAUCAAGAUUCUAUUGAUAGCCUCCAGGGCAGCUUUCAUGAAUGGGAACGCGUCCCUGUUGGCAGCGGGGAACAAUCCCAGCUGACAAAGGAACUCCUUUCUAAUUGCGAGAGCAUUGAAUGGCAGGUGGAUGAGCUGGAAAAGACUAUUUCUGUAGCUGCUAGAGACCCUUCUUUGUAUGGUAUAAACCAAGUGGAGCUUGAAAAGCGAAGGAAGUGGACCACUACUGCUCGGAUUCAGGUGGGAAAUAUUAAGAACGUAGUGACUGUGACCGGAAGCAGUUCAAACUUUGGUGGGAUGCACCAAGAAUUAAUGCGGAUGCCAAAGUCUCAUCAGCAGCAGGAUAAGGACAGGACCAGAACCGGAUCAUAUGCUGCUGUAGAUAAUGAUGAUUUUAUUUCUUCAGAAUCAGACACACAGAUGCUUCUCAUCAGACAACAAGAUGAAGAGUUAGAUGAACUAAGUGCAAGUGUAGAAAGGAUCGGAUCUGUUGGGCUCACCAUACAUGACGAACUCCUUUCACAGGAGAAAAUUAUAGAGGAUUUGGGUUCAGAAAUGGAAAAAUCAUAUAUGUCUCUCCGCUCAUCCAUUAUACUAAUACCUAAGAAGCAGAGCCAAACCUUUCUUUCUCAAUCUCGGGUUCUGAUAGCUCUAGCAACCUCCUUCCAUGCCCUGCAGCCUCUCAAAGUUCUUGCAUUCAGGUUAUUCUCUUAG
Lactuca virosa is the source of this 756-nucleotide messenger RNA. Lineage: Eukaryota; Viridiplantae; Streptophyta; Magnoliopsida; Asterales; Asteraceae. The record is from the annotation of a GenBank genome assembly.